Molecule: messenger RNA, 1924 nt
Organism: Rhopilema esculentum
Lineage: Eukaryota; Metazoa; Cnidaria; Scyphozoa; Rhizostomeae; Rhizostomatidae
Product: dual specificity protein phosphatase 6
Biological process (GO): peptidyl-tyrosine dephosphorylation; negative regulation of MAPK cascade
Cellular component (GO): cytosol; cytoplasm
Molecular function (GO): MAP kinase tyrosine phosphatase activity; protein tyrosine/threonine phosphatase activity; MAP kinase tyrosine/serine/threonine phosphatase activity
Source: RefSeq, a predicted model, not a curated record
AUUAUUUAUAUAAAUAUGAGGGGAACAUUGAUCAAGGGAGAAGUUGCACACACUGCAAUCGGUUGAUACAGGUCGCAAAGUCGAAGAUUGGCAAAAGCAAGUAAUUCAUCACAAAGCCACUGCCUUAAAUACAUAACUGACAUGAUGCCUUGCCUAGUUCUAGGCGAGACCCCGAAGUCACACACCAGAAUAGAAAGAGAUAAUGGGCCUACGACUUGCACGUCCGAAGAGCCGUCCUGGCUCUACUGCCAGCUAGAUCAAGGUGCCAAUUUGCUUAUAAUUGACUGUAGACCUUUUUCAGAAUAUUGCCAAGCUCACAUUGAAGGUGCCAUUAAUUUACAAAUAUCUGACCUUGUUUUACGAAGGCUUCGGAAAGGAAACAUAUCUCUUUCAACUUUGUUGAAUUCCGAUGCAUCGAAGGAGAAAUUCCAACGCCGUGCUCAAUUUGAAAGGAUCAUUAUUUGUGAUUCAAAUAGCAAGAGGGAUAACUUGCAGAACAACGUCCUGAAGUUCCUUAUUUCCAAGUUGUCAGAAGAUUGUAGAGUAUGCUUUCUUGAGGGGGGUUUCAGUCGCUUUGAAGAAUGCUAUCCUCACCUUUGUCAAUGUGGUGAAGGAAAUGAAAUCGGUAAAACUCUCUUCAGUAUCUCAGCGCUGAAGAUCACAGAUUCAAAUGAUAGCAACAAUAACAACAACCCUUGUUUCAAACUUCCACAGUACCCUCAAAUGAGAAAGGAGCCAUGCAGGUACAGGCCAGAGAGCUCAGGGCCAAUUGAGAUCAUUCCCCAUCUUUUUCUUGGCAAUAAGAAGGAUUCUGUGGAUAGGAAGUGCUUGGAGGAUCAUAAAAUCAGAUAUGUCUUGAAUGUCACACAUGAUUUGCCAAAUGAAUUCGAGAAUGAAACAAGUUUUAAUUAUCUGAAGUUACCUGUGGAAGAUAAUUGGGAAGGAAACCUCAUAAGCCUAUUUCCACAAGCAUUUGCUUUUAUUGAACAAGCCAGAGACUCGGAAGAGAACGUAUUGGUUCACUGCGUAGGAGGCGUGUCUCGCUCUAGCACCAUCGUAAUAGCAUAUCUGAUGCUCAAACAUAGCUACUCCUUGAACGAUGCCUACGACUUUGUGAAAGCAAAGAAGAGCAACAUUUCCCCAAACUUCAACUUCAUGCAGCAGUUGCUUGAUUUGGAAAGAACAAGGGUGUCUUUUCGCACCCCAAGUGGAAGCGAGGUGGGCACGUCAAGUCCAUAUUCUGUUAAGAGCGAGGCCUCUGACUAUUCAUCAAAAAGCUGUUAGAGAACAUUGAGAACAGUCAGUGCUGUCUAAAACGAGGCUGCCUCAAGCAAUGGAUUUUUACCUUUGUAAGAUAAACUAAGCGGGGAGGAUGAUGUGGACAAAUAAAGCAAUUCAAUGUGAAUCAAGGGUAACAAAGUAGAUCGUUCCCUUUUACUGUCGUGUUAAAUAUCUCGCCUGUUGUAUGUAUAUAGAAUUGAGGUUAAAAACCUCUAGUUACUGAUGUUGUGUUUUUUACAUAUGUUAUUUGAGAAUUUUAGAUGAACUAUUUCUAUAACGGAAUACCAUAAUGUCGGGAUCUGAAUACCGAACGAGUCAAAGUCGAAGCGUGAAUCAGUGACAUAACACGAAUUCAAGAUGAUGUUCCCGUCUUGAUAGUCGAGAGUGGCGCCUCUUUUUCUAACCUUUGCCUCGUUCGGAUAUGCAGAAAAGUUGUUUUGCAUUGAAAGCACACAUCCUUUUUCAAUUUUAAUUAAAUGGUGCAUAUUUUUGUAAUUCUAUUUUUCCAUUUUCAUGUUCAUCAGUUUUGAUUAACUCUGUAGAAUUUAUGAUUAGCUCGAUUCUAGAUUUUAUAAUUAGACCGCCGUGCAGUGUAAAUUUUUGUACUAGAAUUUUGUAUAUAAUGGUUGGGAUGACAUUUAAA